Molecule: messenger RNA, 1988 nt
Organism: Penaeus indicus
Lineage: Eukaryota; Metazoa; Arthropoda; Malacostraca; Decapoda; Penaeidae
Gene: Cda4
Product: chitin deacetylase 1-like
Exons: 11
Coding region: 1-1500 (499 amino acids)
Biological process (GO): carbohydrate metabolic process
Cellular component (GO): extracellular region
Molecular function (GO): chitin binding
Source: RefSeq, a predicted model, not a curated record
AUGAAGGUGUUUGCGACUCUUGUUCGUCCGGAUACCUUAAGAGAGACCUUGAAUCUUCCAAAAACGGGUUCUGUUGGUUUCCAGUCUCUAGCCCAGGGGGUCGACUUCGUGUGUCCGAAACCGAACGGCCAGUUCGCAUCCCCCGACAGCUGUAAAAUCUUCUAUUCGUGCGCCGAUAACAUCGCCUACCGCCAGAGGUGCGCUGAAGGGGCCCUGUACGAUGGCCACAAACACGAAUGCGUCGACCAGUUCCUCGACAACAUCGCCUGCGGCCCUCAGGAGCCUACUGAGGCACCCCUGGCCACGACUCCUGACCCUCUAGAGGCAUUGCCAUGUGAUCUUCAGGACUGCCAGUUGCCAUAUUGUCACUGUUCCUUCGAUGGCACUGAGAUUCCCGGAGGAUUGAGAGUCGAACAGGUUCCUCAAAUCAUCAUGCUUACCUUCGACGGCGCUGUCAACGACCUCAACUUCGACACCUACAACCAGAUCUUCCUCGAGAACCGCACCAGUCCCAACGGCUGCCCAAUUCGGGGGACUUUCUUCGUCUCUCACGACUACACCAACUACCAGCUGGUCGAGGAAUUCUAUAGCCGAGGUCACGAGAUCUCCCUCGGAACUGUGACACGCCGCUCGGGACUCGAAGAUGGAACUUAUGAGGAGUGGGUUGGCGAGAUGGUCACGAUGAGGGAGAUUCUCAGGUCGUUCGCCGGAGUGAGGAAAGCCGAUAUCUUGGGUAUGAGGGGCCCUCACCUCAAACCCGGCAAGAACUCACAGCUUGAGAUGAUGAACGACUUCGGUUUCUCUUGGGACUCAACCAUCAACGCACCCCCAAGCAAAGUGCCAGUGUGGCCCUAUUCCUUCGACUACAAGAUCCCCCACGAGUGCCGCUCCGGAAGCUGCCCCACCAGGUCAUUCCGAGGACUGUGGGAAAUGCCAAUGAAUUCCCACUUCAAGAACUUCCAAUUCGAGGGAGGCUUCUGUCCCUACCUGGACCAGUGCAGCUUCAGUUAUCAGAACGAACCCGACGUCCUCCAGUGGCUUCAGGAUGACUUCAACCGCCACUACACAACCAACAGGGCCCCUUACAUGCUGGCUCUUUCGACCAACUGGUUCCAAACUCCAACCCAAACCAACGGACUUCUCGCCUUUAUCGACUGGACUAUGACCCUGAAUGACGUGUACUACACCACCAUGACGGAGGCCCUGCAGUGGGUGACGACGCCGCAGCCCAUCUCCGAGCUGAGUCGCUUCCAGCCCUGGAGUUGCCAACAGAAGGUGUACCCCGACCCCCCGUGCGAGACUCCCAGCUCAUGCCAGCUCUCGCUCAAUGCCCGACAUGACAAUUUCACUUCGGCAGGUGGAUCCAGGUACAUGGUAACCUGCAGCAACUGCCCCACAGUGUACCCCUGGGUGUGGGAUUCCACGGGCCUUGGUAGAGAGAGAGACAUAUAUGAACCGGAGUUUGGGUCUACCAAUAUUGAAGACCCUGCUGUUAUUUGAUUUUAUUAGACUUUCCUUUCUUUUUUAUUCCUUUUGUUUAUGUAAAGAAUUAUCUUUCUACACCCCCCCCCCUUCUCUCUUAUCUUAAAUCUUUAUCAUGUUAUCAAUAAAGCGACAACAUCCUCUCUCUAUCCCCAGUCAGUGAGGACUUUCAGACUAGACACAGUUAACCUAUAAGCAUAUAUUGUUGAUUACAUGUUCACAGUCUGGUGUAAGUUGGUUAUAAGACUGUAGACAUGACCACAGCUUCCUUCAUAUCAUGUCAAGAUGUUGCAACCAUGAAUAAAACAUUUGUGGGUCUUUUCUGUUCCUAAACGUUCAUGAGGUCAUAAUGUAUUAUGAGACAUACAUGUGUAUACCACUCGGUGUUUGUUGAUAAAAAGAAUGAUUUUUCACAUCUUCAGUCUUAUUUGGUGAAGCAUCCUUUGUAAAUCAUUUCGUUAGGAAAUGUUCAUCUAUAGUGUUUUAAAAUAAAUUAGAAUAGCAAA